Polypterus senegalus (gray bichir) is the source of this 6453-nucleotide messenger RNA. RefSeq names its product alpha-kinase 2 (gene alpk2). The coding region runs from base 84 to 5291 and encodes 1735 amino acids. The transcript has 13 exons. Gene Ontology annotation, molecular function: ATP binding; protein serine/threonine kinase activity. NCBI's taxonomy places the organism in Eukaryota, Metazoa, Chordata, Cladistia, Polypteriformes, Polypteridae. Gene Ontology annotation, biological process: protein phosphorylation. The record is from RefSeq and is a predicted model, not a curated record.
GAAGUAUCUAAGUGGGUGAUCACUCAAUGCUGGAUCUGUCAUUUUGGAUGAAAAGCAGACAGUCACCUUUUUUACACUAAGUGAUGCUGGCAAACGGGAAGCAGUGCUCAUCACCUCAGUUUAUUGCCACUCUGAGGUCACAAACGGUCUUCGAAAAAGCUGAUGUCCAGCUCAGCUGCACAGUAACAGGUUUCCCAGAGCCAGUGGUAACGUGGUACAAGAAUGGCAGAACUCUUACAGAUUUAGGAGGAUGUGCUCAAUGCGAAACCUUAAUGGACGGCUACAUCCACACGCUUCACUUAAGCAAAUGCACAGAAAAGGAUGCUGCAGUUUACCAAGUGUCUGCACAAAACACUCAAGGCAUGAUAAGUUGCUCUGCAGUGUUGGAAGUGGGUAAUUUCAAAAGAAUGCACAUUUUCAAAACAUUGUUCCAACAUACACAGAGUAACAACAAACCUCCACUUGAACCAGAAACCAACACUAACAACAAGCCCUCAAUGAAAACAGAAAAGGAAAGCCAUGAAGAUUCUGAUAAGGAAGGAAGCUCCAUAGCAGCUUUUACUAAUCGUUUAUCACAGGCAUCCCUUAAUGAGGAGCAGCCAUUGGAUAUCUAUGUAGAUAUCGUCGAGAGGAGAAGCACUACAAGUAACACUCGAGAUUUAGUGCAGGAAGAGGAGCUCACCACUGCACCGCAGAUUAGUAGAGAGAGCUCAGUUAGAAUGAAUGAUCAGCAGGCAUCUUUCAGUUAUUUAGUCAAAGAAAGCAUCAUCUGCAGUUCCCAGCUUCCAGAAGCUAAGACAUACCACAAACUUGAAGAAAGUGACUUGGCAGAACCUGUCGCUACAAACGAAACACCUGUUGGCUGCAGAAAAAUGUCUGACGUAAAUAUAGGCAGCAAGGCUGAAUACCACCCAGAGACUGAUUCCAAAAAUGGUUUGUGUGUUCCUACAGAGCUGGCUGUUUCUGAGCACUGUGUCACAGAUGAUGACUUUCGUUGUGAUCAUCUGGAAGAUUUUGAAUGUUCUGACCACAUGACGGAAUAUGCCAAUUCAGUCUGGCAGGCAAGGCUGCAGGGAAUUGAGCUGCCAACUUUAAAAGAAAGUGACUACCCUGAUGAUGUACUAAGAUUAAGGAAGGGCCACGGUGUCAACAGCACAGAAAAGCCAACAGAGGCCAGAGUAUCGAAUGACAGCUCAGAUAUGGAGGCAACCAAUGGCCUCACUCGAGAUAUGUUGAAGGCAGAAGAGCCAUCUGUUCAAGAAGCCCCAUCUAAAGACUGCCAGCCUGGAAAACACGCAGACAUGGUGCAUAUAAUCACGGCCCACCAGAAGGACUUGGCUACAAUAAAAACACAAGAGCUUACAGCCAUUGCCAUUCAAAACAAAGCAGAAGAAAGGAACUGUUUGACUGAACAGAAGGAGGAGGAAAUGAGGGGUGGCCUUGCUGAAACAUCCAUGGAGAGAGAGAGGAUAGACUCCACUUCUAAUCUGAAAGUAUAUGCCAAAGAGGUAAGCUUGGAAAUAGAACUUGUAGCAAAGGAGAAACAAGGGCAGGAAGAAAAUCUCUGCCACAAAGAAGAGGAGGAGCGCGUUUGCUGCUAUUCUAUUAAGCAGGACACAGAGAAGAUGGGACAUUCAGAUUCUGUUGUCACUAAAGAAAAACACAUCAGCCUCACCCGUGGAUCUGAACAAAGUUCAGGCAUUGCAGUGCAAGAGAACAAUCGGCUUCGACAAAAGGGAAGAGCUUCUGACUACACAUCAGAGUGGGACGAGCGCACCCUGGCAGACAAGCAAGCAGCACCAAGUGAACAGCAUGGCACAGACGUCUCUGAUGUGACAAGGCCAAAAACACACCAUAAUAAAGAUUCAGAUUCCAGUGAUACGCAUGGAGAUGCCCACCCUGUUAGACAUUCAGAAAAGAGCAGCAUGGAAUCAGGGAAGCAAACCUCCUUGUUUACAAAGAACAAAAUAGAACAGAUGAUUCAUCGGAAUUCACACAGCAAGGAAUAUAAAGUAAGUGACCAGCUACAGCGUCUCUUAGAUAAUUUACAGCAAGGAAAGCCCGAAAAAACAGAGGUCACCAAUGAACCUGGUACACCUAUUCUUGAUCUCGGGAUUGACAACAAGAUACUGAUAACCCAGAAAUCUGAUUAUGAUAGUGACGUGAGCCUUCAACUAACUGGGAACCUUGACACAGAAGGGCCAAAGAAACCAUGGGAGAGCUUAAAAGACUCUGACAAGUUUAGCAAAGACAAUAAGCAGUUAUGUGCUCACACUCAGGUGGAAGACACUACAACUCAUUAUGGGCUGUUCAAGCCAGAUAAGUUUUAUAGCAAGCAAGACAUCAUCCCAAAAUUAGAGUCACUGUGCAGAAAUCACUGUGGAUGCUCUUCCAUUAAAGGAGAAAGCUUUAACAAAUCUAGUCUCUACAAUGAUAUAAAUACUCAGCUUUCAGAAACUUCAGAGGAGAAAACACCUAGGACCAUAAGUGCUCCUCUCAAUGAAAUGACAGAAAUGGAACAACUCAAGACAGACAAAAACAAUGAUAACAUCGAAAAUGAAAUGUUAGGAGUCAUUUCACAGCAUUUCAAAGCAGAAAAACUAAGGAAAACUCAGAGGGAUCCUAUAAAAGGUUUAAAAACUGAUCAAAAUUUAAAUUGCAGUCCACACACAAUUCUCGAUCAAUCUCAGAGUAACAAAAGGAGCUCUAGGAAUUCAUCUAAACAAAAGGAAGAUUUAACGUUUUUAUCAGGUCUGCAGUUCAACACAAAUGAGACAACAAAAGAAGAACCACAGUGUAGCCCUCCACAAGAAGACCUAGUCCAAACUGAAAUUUUAAAGAAUAUAAAACAUGAGAGUAUGGCAGUAAUGCAAUCUGCUUCAUCAAAUUGUUGUGUAAAGUUCACUAAUCCAGAAUUUAUCUACCCUCCUUUCUCAGAAACUUCUCUUGGUGAAACUCAGAUGCCCAUGAAGGAUGAUCAUUUGUCUGCAUAUGAUAAAACACCAUCAUGUAAAAAAUCACAAGCUGUAAAGUGUCCUAAUAAGACUUCUCAUUAUUUUAGAGAUUCAGGUUUAAACAAGGCAGCAGCUGAGCACACAAUACAAUCUACAAAAAUAGGGAAUUCCAAAUUUAAAGUCAUUACAAUGAACAUUGGAAACACAAAAGACGAAGUCUCUGUGCAGGAGACAAAAUCCAAACAUGCUUCACAGAAAUCAGGGCUUCAGAAUCCUGAGAAUGAUACUAAAAUGACAGGUGUACCGGUACACCUCCAGGAAGAGAGGCCAACAAGUACUUCCCGGAAAGGCACCGUUCACAACAAGCAUCCAUCAUCUAGGUCUAGUUCUAAAGAAUCUCAGCCUGCCCUGGCUAAACCUGCCCUUGAAAUUUCUUUAAAUUGCCCUCCACCAAAAAAAGAUGACAAACAAAAGGUACAUGGUAAUGGUCAGCUGCCUACUAUGCUGCCUAGAAAACUUGAGUCAGCAGGAGGUUCUGAAACUCAACAGAAGGGCCAAAAACUAGAAAGACAAUCAAGCGAUUUUGAUUCUUCAUGCGGAACAAAAAAAGAACAAAGUCUGAAUAAGUUAAGCGGCGGAAAAGUAAAAUCCACAGCAAAAUCAAAAGUCAGAUUACCCAAAGAAUCUCAAGAAAGUAAAGUAUCUCCUGUAAGAGAAGUGGAGAAUGUUGAGAAAACUAGCUCAAAGCUCAAAGGACAAACUGCUCCUGCAACAAAACUUCAUGAUAAAGCUUCUACCAGCAAUUCCUCAGUCGUAAAAAAUGUAAACCUUGUUAUAGACUGUGCCCAUUCAAAUGAUAUGGGCAUUCCCUUAAGAACACAAGGAAAAAUCAUGUCAGAGCAGAAAAUCUCACACUCGGUGGGUGAAGAGAUGCCCGCUGUCCCUAAGCCACAUGUGCACCAGGGUAGUGAAGAACUCGCCAAACAUGUGCGUGUCCCAGAUGACAAAAACAUGGCUGGCCUAGUAGACAAGAAAAGGCAGAAACAGUGCGUGGAAGGAAAUGAACACAUCAAGCUGAAGAAUAAAGAAUGUCAAAGAGCCGCCGGACAGACAAGUCACAGGAAACAUCAUCAAGAUGAAAUACAGACCCAGAAACCACCAGGGAAACAAGAAGACAAAGCUCCUAUACUGCUCCAGAAUAUCCAUGCAGAAACUUUUGCCAACGAUUCUGGAAACAUCAAACUUUGUUGCCAGUUCAGCCACAUCUGUGCAGACUCCACUAUAAAAUGGACUAAAGACUCCAUGAUUUUGGCUAAAAUACAGCGCAAGGCAGGAGAUGAGAGCCCAGUGUCUCUGGCCAUCGUUCAGGCAACAGCCAAAGACCAUGGGGUGUACCAGUGCCAGUUGAAGAACAGUUGCGGCAAGGCGUCUUCAGAGUUCAACCUGACCACAGAAGCACUGAAUAAUCUCAUACGUCAAAAGAACCUUGAAGGAGGAGAAGAAAUUACAUUUGCACAGCUGAUGUUUCGUGAAGAUUUUCUCAACGACCAAUAUUUUGGAGAUAAUAAGCCUGGCUGUAUUGUGACGGAAGAAGUGCAUUUUGGGGAAGGAUUACACCGGAAAGCUUUUCGGACUACUGUUAUCAACGGCCUUGUGCCUGUUUUUAACCCAGGACAUCCUUGUGUCUUAAAAGUGCAUAACGCCAUUGCAUAUGGCACCAAGACAAAUGAUGAGCUCAUCCAGAAGAACUACAGGCUUGCAGUACAGGAAUGCCAUGUUCAAAAUACAGCAAGAGAAUAUAUUAAAGAAUACAAAACUGAAGCAACAAAUACAGAUUCCUUUGGUGAAGUCCCAGACAUCAUUCCAAUCUAUCUAAUCCAUCGCCCUGCUAAUAAUAUCCCAUAUGCCACUCUGGAGGAAGAACUAAUUGGAGAAUUUGUCAAAUAUUCGGUGAAGGAUGGCAAGGAGCUGAAUGUGAUGAGAAGAGACUCAGAUGCUGGCCAAAAGUGCUGCACCUUCCAACACUGGGUCUUUCAGAGGACAGGAGGCAACCUUCUCAUCACUGACAUGCAGGGUGUUGGAAUGAAGCUCACUGAUGUUGGAAUAGCAACCUGCGGCAAAGGAUACAAAGGAUUCAAAGGGAACUGCGCCACUUCAUUUAUUGACCAAUUUAAAGUCCUUCACCAAUGUAAUAAAUUCUGUGAACUCAUGGGGCUGAAGCCUUUACUGAGCAGCCAGCCAAAAACAAGAAAAAUGGCUGCAGCAACAGUAAAAACAAAGGUGCAGCCAACGCCAAAGAAUUAUAUAUUCCCACCUCUCAGCAAAAAUAAAGCAUAAUGGAGGAAGAACUAAUGCUGGGAAUACUCUCAGAACUAAAUGACUCUCUGAAAAAGAAAUGUUUUGCUGUAUCAGCAUGAAAUAUGACUUGGAGGUAACUGGAGCUUUGGUGUCAUCUAAAGAUGGAACAGACAGCCAUCCCAGUCAUCUCAUUUUUUACUCUGUGUAGCCAGCAUUGUGUUCAUGACGAGGCUUUUAUGACUUUGUGGUGUUCAUGACGAGGCUUUUCUGACGUUUUGCAAAGAGUUUCCUGCAUGCACUAGAAAAAAAGCAUCCAUAAGAGGGACUGAGGGAUUUUAUCUGUUUGAAAUAGCCGCAGUCAUCAUUAUUGGAAUGUGAAUGGAGGUUUGUUGUGAAGACACUUUGUAAAAGUGCUUUAAGCGUCUGCGAAUGGAGAACAUAUAACAAUAUACUGUAUAAAAUAUGUGACAGAAAUGUAUCCCCCGUCCUUGCACUCUUUGCUGCCAUGUUGGGCCCUCAUUAUGUAUCACAAGUGUGUUAGGGAAGUUCAUGAAUGAUUUUUUUUGUAUUUUUUGCAGUAUUGGAAUUGUUGUUAUUUUUAUUUUGUGACGCCAUUUUGUGGUCAGUUUUCCUUGUGGGCUCUGCCAUCUUACAUACCAUUUUCAUGGACACAGCCAUAUUCUUGUUGAUGAUGUCCAAUGCCAGUCUCCUAAAUACAUGGCGUCAGAACAAUUUGACAUCGUCAUGCUGCUACUAUAAAAGAUGAUGGUGAACUCAGUGUCCAAUUUUUGAAUCGGCUAAAUUAAAGCAACAGUUUUGUGAGACGAGAAAGGAAAAUGAUGAAGAGAUUAUAGUAGGAGACAUUUUUGGUUAAGCUUAUUCAACAAAUUUCAAUUUUUGUUUUGACCUUUUUUGCUCAGUUACUUGUGUUACUGUAGUAAUAAACAUUUUUAUACUGUUGAUCCUGUUAUGUUUUUGUGUAUUUUGGGCUUUGACCUAUAAGGAUUCAUAUCUGACAUUUAUUUAACAUUGGAAUUAAGGCUAUAGAAGUUAAUUCCAGUAAUGUCUUAGUUUUCUUUAUUUACACAAUGCUGUUUUGAAGGUCAUGUGUCCUCAAUCAUUGUACCAAUGAUGUGGCAGAAGUAAUGCUAGAAAUGUGGCGGAGAUCACACUAUGUGUUAUCCCUCAGACAGUAAAACUC